Molecule: messenger RNA, 3183 nt
Organism: Saxophila tyrrhenica
Lineage: Eukaryota; Fungi; Ascomycota; Dothideomycetes; Mycosphaerellales; Extremaceae
Gene: KGD1
Product: 2-oxoglutarate dehydrogenase E1 component
Exons: 1
Coding region: 1-3183 (1060 amino acids)
Biological process (GO): tricarboxylic acid cycle
Cellular component (GO): mitochondrion; oxoglutarate dehydrogenase complex
Molecular function (GO): oxoglutarate dehydrogenase (succinyl-transferring) activity; thiamine pyrophosphate binding
Source: RefSeq, a predicted model, not a curated record
AUGCUGCGAACCCAACUCGGACAAUGCAGCAAACGACUCGCGGGUGCUAGCUCGGCCUCCCGCGCCUACACCAACCUCGCCCAUCAUGCCUCACGCACCGCCCUGGCAACGAAGAGGAGGGAGCUUGGUCUUGCCUCCUACAACCACUUCACUGCCCAACACCGCCGAUAUGCCGUGGCCGCCGAGGAGACGAACAAGGGCGUCGACCCCUCCGACUCGUUUCUGUCCGGCAACACGGCCAACUAUGUCGAUGAGAUGUACAUGGCUUGGAAGCAAGAUCCAUCAUCAGUGCACGUCUCAUGGCAGGCCUACUUCAAGAACAUGGAGAGCGGAGAGAUGCCCACCAGCAGGGCGUUCCAGCCUCCGCCAACCAUUGUACCUUCGGCGCAGGGAGCGGCAGCUCCGGCAUCGACGAGCGCGGUACUGGCAAUGUCUGAAGGGCAAGGCGGCGAUGUCAUGAACCACUUGAAGGUGCAGCUCCUCGUGCGAGCGUACCAAGCACGCGGUCACCACAAAGCGAGGAUCGAUCCUCUCAAUAUCAGGAAUCAGGCCAAGGGCGUGGGAUAUGACAACCCGCGAGAGCUGGACCUGGGCUUGUACAACUUCACCGAAGCCGACAUGGAGCAGAAGUUUUCUCUCGGUCCCGGCAUCCUUCCACGCUUCAAGACCGACAACCGUGAUUCGAUGACUUUGCGUGAAAUCAUUGAAGCCUGUGAACGGCUCUACUGCGGUCCCUACGGUGUUGAGUACAUCCAUAUUCCUGAUCGCGAACAAUGCGAAUGGAUCCGCUCACGCAUAGAAAUCCCCAAUCCCUACAAAUACAACGUGGACGACAAGCGAAGGAUUCUCGAUCGCCUCAUCUGGUCUUCUUCUUUCGAAUCUUUCCUCGCUACGAAGUAUCCCAACGACAAGCGCUUCGGUCUCGAAGGCGGCGAGUCGCUCAUUCCUGGCAUGAAGGCUCUGAUCGACCGAUCUGUCGAUUACGGCGUCAAAGACAUUGUGAUUGGUAUGCCGCAUCGUGGUCGUUUGAAUGUGCUGUCCAACGUCGUCCGCAAGCCCAAUGAGUCGAUCUUUUCAGAAUUUGGUGGCUCUGCGGAGCCUUCCGAUGAAGGUUCUGGCGAUGUGAAGUACCAUCUUGGUAUGAACUUCGAGCGUCCGACACCUUCCGGCAAGCGCGUGCAGCUCUCCCUGGUCGCCAAUCCAUCGCAUCUGGAAGCUGAGGAUCCCGUUGUGCUUGGCAAGACUCGUGCCAUCCUUCACUACAACCGCGACGAGAAGUCUGCCACCUCUGCAAUGGGGGUCCUGUUGCACGGCGACGCUGCGUUUGCCGGACAAGGCGUAGUGUACGAGACGAUGGGCAUGGCUGCGUUGCCAGCAUACCACACCGGAGGCACGAUCCACAUGAUUGUCAACAACCAGAUCGGUUUCACCACUGACCCACGUUUUGCUCGCUCGACACCAUACUGCUCAGACAUCGCCAAAUUUGUCGACGCACCUGUCUUCCAUGUCAACGGUGACGACGUCGAAGCCUUGAACUUUGUUUGCCAAAUGGCAGCUGACUGGCGCGCUGAAUGGAAGAAGGACGUUGUCAUCGACAUUGUCUGCUACCGUAAGCAAGGCCACAACGAGACUGAUCAGCCAUCAUUCACCCAGCCUCUGAUGUACAAGCGCAUUGGUGAGCAGCCGCCGUGUCUCGACAAGUAUGUCAAGCAACUUCUGGACUCCAAGACUUUCACAAAGGAAGACAUCGACGAGCACAAGAAGUGGGUGUGGGGCAUGCUGGAAGAGUCGUUCGAGAAAUCUAAGCACUACGAACCGACCUCCAAAGAAUGGCUCACGAGCGCUUGGGAUGGCUUCAAGUCGCCAAAAGAGCUAGCUACCGAGGUGCUACCUCAUCUGCCAACUGCAGUCGAAGCUGAUCAGCUUAAGCAAAUCAGCAACGUUAUCGGAGCUGGACCUGACGACAAGUUCAACAUCCACCGCAACUUGAAGCGUAUCCUUGCCAACCGCACGAAGACUGUCAACGAGGGCAAGAACAUCGACAUGUCGACGGCUGAGGCAUUGGCUUUUGGUUCACUCUGCAUGGAAGGACAUCACGUCCGCGUGUCCGGCCAGGAUGUCGAGCGUGGCACAUUCUCUCAGCGACACGCCGUGCUGCAUGACCAGGAAUCGGAAGCGACAUACACUCCCUUGCAGCACGUCAGCCAGAACCAAGGCACCUUCGUCAUCUCAAACUCUCAUCUGAGCGAGUUUGGUGCCCUUGGUUUCGAAUACGGCUACUCGCUCUCCUCGCCCAAUGCCCUGGUCAUGUGGGAGGCUCAGUUCGGUGACUUCGCCAACAAUGCUCAGUGUAUCAUCGACCAGUUCGUUGCAUCUGGAGAAGUCAAGUGGCUGCAGCGUUCCGGUCUGAUCAUGAAUCUGCCUCACGGUUACGACGGCCAAGGUCCCGAGCACAGCUCUGGUCGCAUGGAGCGCUUCCUGCAACUCUGCAACGAGGACCCACGCAUCUUCCCGUCACCUGAGAAGCUCGAGCGCCAACAUCAAGACUGCAACAUGCAAGUUUCUGUAGUGACGACUCCAGCCAACACCUUCCACAUGCUCCGCCGCCAGAUGAACCGCCAAUUCCGCAAACCACUCAUCUCAUUCUUUAGCAAAUCUCUCCUCCGCCACCCACUGGCCCGCAGCCCCAUCGAAGACUUCACCGGCGACAGCCACUUCCAAUGGAUCAUCCCGGACCCCAUGCAUUCCUCGGAUGCCGAAUUUCAGAUCGCGCCUCAUGAGGAGAUCGACCGCGUCAUCCUCUGCUCCGGCCAGGUCUUCGCAGCCCUCUUCAAGAACCGCCAGCAGAACGACUUCCGCAAGACCGCCAUCACGCGUAUUGAGCAGCUCAAUCCAUUCCCAUGGGCCCAGCUGAAGGAGAAUCUCGACUCCUACCCCAACGCCAAGACCAUCGUCUGGGCGCAGGAGGAGCCGCUGAACGCGGGCGCGUGGAGCUUCACGCAGCCGAGGAUCGAGACGCUGCUGAAUAACACUGAGCAUCACUAUCGCAAGCAUUGUAUGUAUGCGGGCAGGAACCCGAGCGCCAGUGUGGCGACGGGCUUGAAGUCGAGCCAUUUGAAGGAGGAGCAGGAGUUCUUGAGCAUGGCGUUCAAUGUGGAGCAGGAAAAAUUGAAGGGGGAGUAG